GAUGUCGGUUUCACUUUAACAGAUACUACAAAACAUGCCAACAACAUCAAAGUGGGCCCAACCACGAAAGCUCAAAGAAAAAGCCAAAGUACCCCAUUUCUUCUUCAAACUUUGACCGCCUACUUAUUUAAUUUACUCCUAAUUAAUCAUAUUAUAAAUAAUAUUAUAUUCAAUUAAAUGAUUAGUCACAAAAUUAGGUUUUUGUUUAAUACAGUACUGACAGUGAGCGUUCAUAAUAUAGUUUUCUUUCUUUGUAUACUUAUUAAAGUCGGCAGCAUAUGGUCUGUCAUCUUUAAACAAGUAAAGGAAAAUUAAUAUUUAUUUAAUAUAACUUUCCCUCCUUUUCCCCUACUUUAUUUAAACUACCCUCCAAAAUUAAUAAAUAUACCAGUGAGAGAGAGAGAGAUUGAUUUUACAGAGAUGGGGAAUUGCCUGUUCGGUGGGAUGGGAGACGGCGACCAAUCAUUGAUCAGAGUAGCCACGUCAACCGGCGGCGUCAUGGAAUUCUCCGCCCCCAUAACUGUGGAGUCCAUCACCGACGAAUUCCCCGGCCACGGAAUAUUCCGGAGCCACGACCUCUUCUGGAAGCCCCUCCCGCACAGCGACGUGCUCCUCGCCGGGGAGUCUUACCAUCUCCUCCCGCUUCUGGAUUCCGCCACCGUCAAGGGGGCGGCGCCGCGGGUGGGGCACGUCAGAUCUAACAGCGCGCCGCCGCAGCAGUUGGGCGGUUCGGCGCCGUACAGGAUGUCAUUCGACAGCCGCGGGCUGACGAAGAGGUCGGCGCCGGCGGCGGAGGACGCGGUUCAUGUUGGCGGCAAGGCGGCGGCGUAUGGGUUCUGGAAGGUGAAGCUAGUAAUAAGCCCGGAGCAGUUGAUGGAGAUAUUGGCGGAAGAGGGAAAGACGGAGGAGCUGAUAGAGAGCGUUAGAACGGUGGCGAAAUGUGGGAGUGGUUUCGUCGGAGGGUUUUCCGAUCAUUGGAGCCUUUCCAGCAGUAGCAGAAAUGCAGCUUCCUCCAACAAAGAUGUAUUGUUGGAGAUUUGAUAUACAUACUUUUUUUUUUUUUUUUUUUUUUUUUGUCUUAAUUUGCUGAGUUGUUAUAUAUAGAUUUAUCAUACUCUCCGUGCCAUUACAUAGUUUGUAUGUAAGUUAAUUAACUCCUUUGUGUUAAGCUAAUUUUAAGUUGAGUUCUUCUAUUCUCGUCUUUAAAUCUAAUUAAUCCAAUCUCUAAUUCA
Molecule: messenger RNA, 1232 nt
Organism: Erythranthe guttata (spotted monkey flower)
Lineage: Eukaryota; Viridiplantae; Streptophyta; Magnoliopsida; Lamiales; Phrymaceae
Source: RefSeq, a predicted model, not a curated record